Lagopus muta (rock ptarmigan) is the source of this 4691-nucleotide messenger RNA. It is a transcript of the gene TTLL11, whose product is annotated as tubulin tyrosine ligase like 11. Gene Ontology annotation, cellular component: cilium. The record is from RefSeq and is a predicted model, not a curated record. The transcript is spliced from 9 exons. Gene Ontology annotation, molecular function: tubulin binding; tubulin-glutamic acid ligase activity. Gene Ontology annotation, biological process: microtubule cytoskeleton organization; protein polyglutamylation. The coding region runs from base 10 to 2037 and encodes 675 amino acids. Lineage: Eukaryota; Metazoa; Chordata; Aves; Galliformes; Phasianidae.
CGGCGCGGGAUGGAGCCGGCCGGGGCCCCGCCGCCGAGCUGCGCCCCGGCCCGGGAGGCGGAGGAACCCCCGGGGUCCCCGGCGCUCCCCGCCGAACGUCCGCGGGACGGCGAGCCCGCCCGGAAGGCGAGAGAAGAGGCGGCGGCGGUGGAACGGAGCCGCGGUCGCGGCCCGGCCGGGCGGGCGGCGCGGAGUGCGGGGCGGCGCGGGCCGGAGGAGCGGGGGGCCCGGGCGGGACGGCGGCCCCGGGUCACCGUGGAUAGCUCCAAGGCCAAGACCUCACUGGAGGCGCUGAAGAUCAGCCUGCGGCAGCUGCGUUGGAGGGAGUUUCCCUUUGGCAGGCGCCUGCCGUGUGAUAUCUACUGGCAUGGAGUGUCGUUUCAUGACAAUUACAUAUUCUCAGGUCAAGUCAACAAGUUUCCAGGCAUGACGGAGAUGGUACGUAAGGUUAUGCUGAGCCGGGCAGUGAGAACGAUGCAGGAUUUGUUUCCUGUCGAAUAUAACUUCUAUCCUCGCUCCUGGAUUCUGCCCGAGGAGUUUCCCCUCUUUGUGGCUGAGGUUCGAAUGAUGAAAGAGAGCGAUCCGUCCUGGAAGCCCACUUUUAUUGUCAAACCUGAUGGCGGGUGCCAGGGGGAUGGAAUCUACCUCAUUAAAGACCCCAGCGACGUCAGGCUGGCCGGCAGCCUGCAGAGCCGCCCGGCAGUGGUCCAGGAGUACAUCUGCAAACCGCUGCUUGUGGACAAGCUGAAGUUUGAUAUUCGUCUCUACGUCUUACUGAAAUCCUUAGAACCUUUAGAGAUUUAUAUAGCCAAAGAUGGACUUUCUAGGUUUUGUACAGAGCCCUAUCAAGAACCCACUCUAAAAAAUUUGCACCAGGUUUUUAUGCACUUAACUAACUACUCACUAAAUAUCCAUAGUGGGAAUUUCAUCCAUUCUGACAAUGUAAACACUGGCAGCAAGAGGACUUUCUCAAGCAUUCUGUGCAGACUGUCUUCCAGAGGAGCUGAUGUCAAAAAGGUCUGGUCAGAUAUAAUUUCACUGGUGAUUAAAACAAUUAUUGCACUGACACCAGAACUGAAAGUUUACUAUCAGUCUGACAUCCCAGCAGGAAAGCCUGGGCCAACUUGCUUCCAGAUUUUAGGGUUUGACAUUCUCCUGAUGAAAAACUUGAAGCCCAUGUUGCUGGAAGUAAAUGCAAACCCCAGCAUGAGAAUAGAGCACGAGCAAGAGCUCUCUCCUGGGGUGUUUGAAAAUGUCCCAAGUCCUGUUGAUGAAGAAGUGAAAGUAGCUGUUAUCAGAGAUACUCUUCGUCUGGUGGACCCCCACAAAAAAAAGAGAAAAGAUACUCAAUCUCAGACUUCAGAGCAUGUGUCAGAAACAAGAGAGGAUCUACUGGAUGCAGGACCAGCAGGUGGACCGGAAUACGAGACCAGCAAAAACCCAGAGGCUGCCCUGCCCUCCCUUUGUCUCAAGCAAGUGUUUCCAAAGUACGCCAAGCAGUUUAAUUACCUGCGUCUUGUGGACAGGGUGGCUGCAUUGUUCAUCCGAUUCCUUGGCGUCAAAGGGACAACAAAACUGGGGCCAACAGGUUUCCGGACAUUUAUAAGAAACUGCAAGCUCAGUAACAGCAAUUUUUCAAUGGCUUCUGUAGAUAUCUUAUACAUUGAUAUCACACGAAGGUGGAACAGCAUGGGAUUUGAUCACAAAGAAUCAGGGAUGUGUUUGCAAGCCUUUGUUGAAGCUUUCUUCUGUUUGGCUCAGAAAAAAUACAAGUCGCUCCCUCUUCAUGAGCAGGUGGCAUCAUUGAUUGACUUCUGUGAGUAUCACCUGGCUGCCCUGGAUGAGAAGCGCCUGCUUUGUGGCCGGGGGGUUGUGGAGCGCCGAGGUGCAGCGGUUACUUGUCCGACAGAUGGACUUGAGGUGACCCCAGCUCUGCACGCACCCCUCCUAAACCGCACGGCCGCAGCUGGUAAACUUGCAGAUUGCAGAAGUCAUCGCUAUCCUGCUGCUGUUUCACCAGGAGCAGGGAGAGACUGAGAGAACUGAGAAUUAAUCUCAGCUGUGUAUAAGCUGCAGGAUGUGGAAAAGACUCUUGAAUUCCUUUUUUUUCCUACUUAUGCUCUUCAAAAAGUCCCGUUCUUAAAUACUGAUCCUUCUUCACAAUGGCUACUAUAUUUUUUUAACCUCUCCACUGAGCCUACAGUGCAUCUCACGUGACAAACUGCUUUUAUUUUGAAGGUGAAGACAAAGAACAAACAGACAGUGAGAAGAUAACCAACAUCAUGGGAAUUGGGUGCACCGCCUGAGAGGCACACUCAUGUUAAGAAAUUACGUGCCUCGAAUGCACUAAAUGUAUCAUGGACACCAAUUAAGGAGCUGCAGUUGCAAAUUCCAGUUGUGUGGUUUUGAAAACAAAAACCUGGGAUUAUAUUUUUGGUCAGACUUCAGGCUUUGACCCUGUUAUUUCAGUUGCUUGGACUGGGCUUGUCGGUACUGGUACAGAUCUGCUCGUUGCCCAUAGCUAUGCACUUACCUUUAUAACUCAGUCUUAAACCUCUGAAAUCAUAUUUCUGCUUCUACUUUGUACGUGUCCUUGCCAUAAGAAGUACUGUUAACUUUUUAAAGAAAAAUGAGAGAUGUUUGAGUCUUUUUGCUUCUGCAGAAACAAUAAGAUCACAAUGAUUCACAGCAAAAAAAAAAAAAACACAAGCAACCAAGCUUCAUUAAGUAACAUUUGUUGACUUCAGUGUUGUUUUUUCUUCAAGUAGUAAGCACUGUUGCUGCAAAGAGCCUUACUGCAUGAAGGUGUAAGAAGUCAACCAGGUCCAGAAGUCAUCCAGAAGGCCAAUCCGGUCACUUUAGGCUAAACUAAUUGUAUUCUAGGUUUGCUGAUUUUCAUACUACUUUGGUGUUUGCUAUCUUACUUGGGCCUAGGUAACACCUAGAGCAGAUUUUUUUGGACUUUGCACAUAAUCUUCAUUUUUCUUCUAUCUACAACUUAGAUCUAUAUUAUUCAACAGGAUAUUUUGUCAAGAAUGCUGGACUCCACUGGAGCUCUUUUGGAGGAGUUCUACUCUUAUUUUUCAAGCAAUGAACUGUGAGUUGCAUAAUCACACUCUUGGGGAGGGGGCUAAGCAGAGACAGACUGGCUGAAAAGGACACAGAUAACUUGGUGCAUCGGUGCUGUUCAGUCGAUUUUUUCUGGUCUCAUAUUUUAUGAUGAUAAUGUAUAAUGUGGUUUUCCUCCUUUGUUUUAUUAUUUAAUGUUAACAAUCUACUCAUGUUCCAGCGCUUGUCAUACUGUCAAAAAUGACAAAAUAUUAAGAAGGCACAAUGUUUGGGCAGUGAGCUUUGGUUUGAGCAAAUGACCUGAUCUUGAUGUCUGAAUCUUCCAGUGGCUGACGUACAAGAAUUGUUGUCUGCCAUACAGGAAUCGUGCUGUCAGUGUGGAGAAAAUCCUCACACUGAAUGUCAAGGACUGACUGCACACUCAGUAUGGAGUGACUUUUUACUCUAGGGAAUGUUUAGGAUUUACUUUCUGAUGUUUUGUUUUAAACAGCAUGCUGUUUUCCCAAGUGAGCAUGGCAGUGCAACACAGAAGUCAAGGUUGGCUUGCAAGAAUCUAAUACCUAGCAUGUGUUAUAAUAACAACUGUGGGAGUAUCUGCUUCUCUUUUCCUUCUCUUUCUGUAACACAAGUCAGAGCAGUAGUAGACACUUGGUUUUGUUCAGUGUUUGUAAUUUUUUGUACGUAAUGCCACUGCCCUCUGCCUUGUUGAAGUUUCAUAAGGAUUAUUGCAGUAUGAAGAUAAAAUGCCAAACUCUGAGGUCUGGCAGCUGUCAGAACAAACGAAGUUGAAAGGGUCAUUUUUUUUCAGUCUCAUUGUAAUACAUUUGAAGACAUUCCCAAGUUGAAAAAUGGUUGCUUCUCGUUUUGUGACAUCUGACAUUUGUCUUGCGAUUGGCAGUGUGUUACUAGAGAAUAGCUUACAGUUUCCCUCAUCUUGUGAUUGAUGUCCUGUAAAGACAGAGGUAGAGAAGACUAGGAUUUGAAAUAGUACAGAUGUGAAUACUUUUCUUUGGAGCUUUCAAGUAGUACAGCCUAUGCCCUAAAACACUCUUUUUGACUACUACAGAAGUUACCCUGGUAUCAGUGGAUUAAAUUAGCUAUUGUAUAUAAAGAGCACUGGAGAUCUUUAUAUUCUCUGGAUCUCAUACAGAUUUUCAUAACCUGUGCAUACACAGGCUGAUGCAGUAUACUCUAUUUCCUAUUUCGAAUAUGACCCUUGUGGGGUAGGUAAAAGAUUUAAUGAUCUGCCUCUGGUAACUCAGUGUUCAUACAUUUAUCUAAUUGGAAAAUUGAGUGGCACGUUAUUCCUGGGGGAAGAGGGGGGAAAGUGCAGUAAAUAGGAGUGCACUCGAGAGUCAUCACAGCAAAGUCACAUUUCUCUUCCCUCCCAUCUAAUGCAGUACUUGCAAUACUAUUUAGCAUCCAAAGCAAUUUCACAUAGCCCUUAAGUUAGUGGUCUGUGCAAACACAAGAAAGUGACCAGAGAUACUGAAUUUGGAAUAUGAACACGAAUGCACUGAUAAUCUGUUAAUCCUGAGAUAGCUUUCUAGCAGAAAAAUGAUAUGUGAAAUGUAGACAAGCAUUUUUAAUAGUAUUUUUAAUAUAAUCUCUUCAGAGAAUAA